Molecule: messenger RNA, 1749 nt
Organism: Theileria annulata
Lineage: Eukaryota; Apicomplexa; Aconoidasida; Piroplasmida; Theileriidae
Exons: 9
Coding region: 1-1749 (582 amino acids)
Biological process (GO): regulation of transcription by RNA polymerase II
Cellular component (GO): piccolo histone acetyltransferase complex
Source: RefSeq, a predicted model, not a curated record
AUGAAACAAAUUAUUUUGUUAAUAUCUAUAAAUAAAAGUUUGCAGAGGGAAGGUGCAAGUCCCGAGACUUUGGAUGAUGUUAAUUCCCUUAUCGACUAUGUGGUUCAUUCUAAGCAGACGAAUGUAAACAGGACAAAGCCUUUGAAGGACGUGGUCCGCAAAAAAAUCGAAGUUCCUCCCACCGUUCUUCAUAAAGACGAGAACGUUGUAUCAUACCCAUUUCAAAUACCUCCAAGAUACAUUAGAUACAUUCAAACACGUGUCAGUGUUCCUGGAAUAAAAAUAUCGGAAAAUACAGUGAUUCACUAUAAUUUAUAUAAAGAAGAUCGCGUCUUUAUUGAAACAUUCAAUUCAAGAUCGUCCGACCUUCAAAUCUCUACCGUAUCACAUUUAUACAAUUUAGGACAACUAAUUAGUAAUGAAUUCUUGAUAAUAAUGGACAUUUUGGAAAAAACCGCAUCACAAUGUAAUGCCAAUAAGCCUUUUUCCUACGAAUUUGGGUUACUAAUGGCCAGAGAAAAUGGCGUUUCGGUACCAGCAUAUAUACUACGCGAAGUUCAUACUGUAUCUCUUCAUCAUUCCCUAAAGGACAUUUUAUAUACUAGAUUUGCACACUGGGUGAGAAGAAGAAAUGAAUUUGGAUUACCAUUGAUAAGGCAUUUAUGGCCUCAGACAUGUCCAAAUGACACCUCCCCUCUCGCGUUGUUCAGGCCAAGGGCUAAGGAUAAGAUGUUACUCAGGAGAUCCAGGAGAACUCAAGCCGAAAAUAUUCAAUAUUUAUAUCACUUAAUCGAUGGUUUCAAACGGGUGUUGAAGAUAUUGAGUAAGAUGAGGCAGAGAGAUGAAAAGAAGUUGAUAUUGGCUGAGCUUGACAUUGUGUUGUUCGACCAAAGGCGGAAUGAACUUGUGGAUCCAACUUAUACGUGCCCAUUUUGGAACUGUAUACUAGAUAUCAAAAAAUCUAAAGCCGUUAAAAGACGUAAAACCAACUCUAUAUGCAGUGAUGAGGGUAUUCCAGGCAGAGAUAUGAAGUUGGACUAUGUUGAGCGUACUGUUUUGGGCGAGAAUGUUCUUGAUUUACCAGAACCCGAAAGUUACAAAACAAUGCGCCUCACUAGAAGAUUAGGCAGAGGUGGUCGAAUCUGGAUCGAUCGGUUCCAUAUUAAUCAUAACACUAGCAACUCAUUAAAUAACUCAAAUUCUCAUACUACUACUAAGGAUACUAAUACUAAUAAUACUAAGGAAUCAGGCACUAAUGCUAAUGCUUCUGAAACUAGUGAUAAUACUAAUACCACAGCUGAUAACACUGAAAAUGCACAAAUGGAUAAAGAAUUAAAAAUAAAAAAAGAACCGGUGGAACAAGAAAGUGAUAAAGAAGGUGUUGAGGAUGAGGUUGCGAUAAAUAACAAUCUUGACAGAGCGUUGAAUUUGUCAAACUUUGACAAUUUUAACAUUUACUCAAAUGAAACCGUUUUGGAUACUAGACCACCUUUUGCUAAUCCAUAUGAAGCAGGUCAUGUAUACAACACUCUAGUUCUGUAUUACUAUCACCUUAUUUGUUUAUUAUUUCUCUUAACACUAGUAAUCUUGGUAAUUUAUGUGAUGUGUAGGAUUAUCGAUGUUUUCGAUACCUGGAUACAUAAAGAAGCAGUUCCAGGUGCUGAACUUGCUGGACAACAUGAACGUGCAGGACUCAUCAAAGUAAUUUCAUCCGCUCCUCAAAAUAAUUCCAUUCACUCGUUUGCAUAA